AUGACAGACCCCGCCCACACCUUGACCACGCGGCUAGCCGCCCCGACCGCCGCUGGGCUUGGGGUCGCCUCCGUACCCCAGGCACCCCUGGACCCUCUGCAGUCAGGCCACGCCCCCAUGUCGCCCAACCCCCUGAGGCCUCUAUUUCCGCCCACAACUGGGAGCCUCAGAUCAAAACCCCGAAACCCGACCGAGGCUCCUCCUCCAGAUGAGGCUGUGGCUCCGCCCCCAGCGCACGCUUCCCCCCAAGUCCCGCCUACAGGCCCUCACACCGCCCGCGCAAGCCGACCCCCUUCCGGAGGCCUGAACCAUAGAGAGGACGAGCGGGCCAGAGAGCCCGCGGCCAAAGAGACUCGCAGGCUAGAGCGACCCCCGCCCCCCGUUACCUACCAGUCUCCAUGGCAACCAAGCGCGGGCGAGGGGAAGGGGAGCGCCGCGUCCCAGCGUGUGACGAGAACGCGCAGGUGCUGGGGACGCGCCGUGCGUGGUCCAGGGGGCGUGGCUGCGGCGCGCAUCCGGGCCCCGGGGCUUCUCCGCAUUCCAGGCUCCCAGAGAGUCAAAACCCACACCCCGGGGCCCAGAAGCCUCGGCCUUCAGAUAAGGAGCCCCCGCGAAACCCUGCCAAGCCUCAUCCCAGAACCCCAGGGACGUGCCAGACGCGCCUCGGUCCCCGUCCUUCCGGACACGAGCCCUUCUGCUCCCCAGAAACCCUGUUGCUCCCCAGGAUCCUUUACUCCUCCCCGGGGCAGGCGCUCCUCGAGCCCUGUUUGCACCCCGCGGUCCUCGGCGCCCAUCCGGAGGCGCCCCUGUCCCCAGCCCCCUGCCGGGGCGCCUCCUCCCUGCUGCCCCGCUGACCUGCUCCGGCUUGCAGACCCCCGGGCCUCGCGGGCCGUCACCGAAGCUCCGGUGGGAGGCCUGGACGGGGACUUGAGCGCUUGGCGGGUCCUUGGCGGCCCCGCGCACUGCUCGCUGCACAGCGGCCCGCGCGCCUCUGCCCCGGCCCUCCCAGCCGCCCUCCCACGCCCCCCACCCACCCUGCCGGCUCGCUUGUUUUCUGCCCGGCUUGGCCGACCUUCCCACAGCUCUCCUUGGGAGGAAGCCAGCCAGGGCCGGCUUCCAGAGCCACUGGAAGGCCAAGGCUGGGCAGGCGCGGCCCCACCCCCGCCCGCAGUUGCCACUGGUCCCGGGGAGGUGGGUGGUGGGAUGGGGGCUGCUGCAGAUCCCGAACCGGCCAGCCGGGGGUCGACAAGGGCCAGUCUCCAGAGCUGCCUCGCCCCCUCCACCGCGAUCGCCCAUUUUACAGUCUGCAGGGAACUGACCCCUCGUCGGAUUCUGAGCACCUGCUCCGGCCUUCAGUCCCAAUGUCCGGAAGGUUGGCAGCAGGCUAGCAAGUACUUCUGUUUGACCCUCAGGAUCCCCACGGUGGAAGAGAACUCCCAAAAGUUAUUUUCCGGCUUCCCCGCACUGGAACACAAUUAAUCGGCAAGAGAACAACUAAAUAAAUAAAUAAGAAAAAUAAAUACAAAUAAA
Messenger RNA from Mesocricetus auratus (golden hamster), 1530 nucleotides. Its product is annotated as nascent polypeptide-associated complex subunit alpha, muscle-specific form-like. Bases 1 to 1479 code for a protein of 492 amino acids. Lineage: Eukaryota; Metazoa; Chordata; Mammalia; Rodentia; Cricetidae. The record is from RefSeq and is a predicted model, not a curated record. The transcript is spliced from 5 exons.